Schizosaccharomyces japonicus yFS275 is the source of this 645-nucleotide messenger RNA. RefSeq names its product mediator complex subunit Med9. The record is from RefSeq and is a predicted model, not a curated record. NCBI's taxonomy places the organism in Eukaryota, Fungi, Ascomycota, Schizosaccharomycetes, Schizosaccharomycetales, Schizosaccharomycetaceae. The transcript has a single exon. Bases 1 to 645 code for a protein of 214 amino acids.
AUGUCUUCUGCAAGAGAACUAUUGAAACAGGCUCGAUUACAGAGAAAUGGAACAAAUACUCGAAAACGCGCUGAUCGUUUUCAAUCGGCUACUCCAAAACGCGUAAAAAAACAAGAAACAGAAGCGCCAAGAGACAAAAACCAAAAUGAACCGUUAUUAAAAGAUAAAACGGAAGAUCAUUCUCUUCGAGAAGAAGAUAAAGGUACACCUAUACUCCCAGUUGAUUUUUUCGACAAAACCAGUACCGGUAACAAUACCGCGAUAGACGAAGAGUGGUCGAACUUUGAGAAAGAUAUAGCAGAAGUUACAUCUAAACAAACUGAAGCUAAAGAUCUAGCACAACGGGAGAAUGAACUAAUACGUCAACUAAAAGAAGAAAAACUACUCGAUUCAAAUAAUGAAUAUUCAACACCAUCUAUGAAUAAACAAGAACCCGAUGACACAAUUCACGACCUAGAUCUUUUUUAUGAAGAAGAGUCUUAUAUGACUACGCUCCGAGAUCGUUUAGAAAAACUCAAAAACUUUCGACCAAAAGAUAAUACUCUUAAUGCCGUUAACGAUGAGACGAAUAUAACCAACGUUGACGCUCUCAUGAAUGUCGAGGAAAGUGCCUCUGAGGAUGAAGACGAUUGGAGACGUCGGUAA